Molecule: messenger RNA, 798 nt
Organism: Momordica charantia (bitter melon)
Lineage: Eukaryota; Viridiplantae; Streptophyta; Magnoliopsida; Cucurbitales; Cucurbitaceae
Gene: MDO1
Product: telomere-capping, CST complex subunit
Biological process (GO): negative regulation of telomere maintenance via telomerase
Cellular component (GO): CST complex
Molecular function (GO): telomerase inhibitor activity; single-stranded DNA binding; telomeric repeat DNA binding
Source: RefSeq, a predicted model, not a curated record
UGAGAAAGAGGAUUUUACUGGAUGGCAUCGUCUGCAAUAAAAUCAGGGGCAUUAGUUCCAUUAAAAGAUCUGAAGCCAUCUUCUGAGUUCUUCAAGGAUGGAGCCUCACUUAGAGUUACUGGAAAACUAGUGGAGUAUUCUGUAGAGACAGCCAUGGCCGUAAUCGUUGAUGGAAAUGUUAACUUGAAGAUCGACACCCAGCAUCUGAGAGAACUUAGCUUUCGCAUUGGCUCUAUAUAUCAAUUUAUUGGUGAACUACUUGUUCAAUCAGAUAAUGAGGCAACUCUGCAGGCACGUGUAGGCAGGAAUGUUGACGGCAUUGACCUCAACCUUUAUCAUCAGUCCCUGCAGCUGUUAAGACAAUUUCAGGCUGAUCACUUCAACAAGAGGACAAAUUAGUUCACUUUUAGCCUUGGGGAGAAUCUCUCGUAUGUUUCACCGACAGAGAUUUCAUCAGUCCAUGUUUUUUCCAAUGGAAUUUUAGUUGGUGACAAAGAGCCUACAACUCAGAACCUAUGAAUCUUGAAUUAGGUUGAUUAGGCAUAGGCCAAUAGGAAUACUUAACCAACCCACUUGAGUUCAUAGCUCUGUUGACCAAAUUUAUAAUUACUAUGCAAAUUGUAUUCUAGUGUGUAGGUUGUUCUUGUGGUGUCUAAUCCUUGUAAUCAAAACUCUUCCAAAUUUGUCAAAUUUUGUGUGCAAAUUAUUCCCAAGUAAUUAUGAGCCAACCAAUUUGAAGUAAUUUACAAGUUUACUCUUGCCCUAACCCCACUUGUAGAAACAAAUGGAUUCUUUUGU